UGAUUACAGAUAUCGAUAAGUAAACACAUCUUAGGAGCUGUUCGGAACAACUUUUUAAAUGUUUAUGGUGGGAGGUUGGAUUAACUCCAAUUGUAUUGUUGUAGUAUAGAAACUAACAAUGAACCAAAAAUGAAAGAAGUCAAUGGUUGAAGAAAAAAGAAGAUUCCCUUUUUGUUUAGACGGCAGCGUGCGGCAGAGCGGGAAGUGGUGAAGUGGAGUGGAACCAUAUUCUUGCCAGCCUAAUCAGGAUUCAGGAAGAGCACAUGCUACGUAUUUUUGGUAAUGCCAAUAUAAACUCAUCCACAGAUUCCACCUAACUACUCCAUUGUUGCUGUUGCAGAGAUCUAUGGCUUCUUCUCUGCUCUUCUCUCCCUCUUUCUUCGGAAACCCAAUUCCCAUUUCAAUACGUACAAGAACCCCUCCAUGUAGCACAAGAAUUAUUAUCCUUCACGCUUCAAAACAGACUGCGGAUGUUUCUUCUCAAAACCCAACCCGUCUGCUCACUUUUCUUGGCAAAGGCGGCUCGGGAAAGACCACGUCCGCUGUAUUCGCCGCUCAGCACUUUGCUUUGUCUGGACUGCGCACAUGCUUGGUGAUUCAGAAUCAAGACCCUACUCCUGAGUAUCUUCUCGAUUGCAAAAUUGGAAAUUCUCCUGUUGAAUGCAGUCACAACCUCUCAGCUGUUAGGUUGGAAACAACUCAAAUGCUACUUGAACCUCUCAAACGGCUAAAGCAAGCUGAUUCUCGUCUUAAUAUGACACAAGGAGUUCUUGAAGGGGUUGUUGGAGAAGAGCUUGCGGUACUUCCAGGAAUGGAUUCUAUCUUUUCGAUACUUCAACUAGAGAGAUUCGUUGGGUUCUCAGGUAUUAUGGGCCGAAAGGACCAGAAAGAUAAAUAUGACAUAGUAAUAUACGAUGGUGUCUGCACCGAAGAAACAAUAAGAAUGAUUGGAGCAACCAGUAAAAUAAGGUUUGAGACUCUCUCUCUCUCUCUCUCUCUCUUUCUGUCUAUAGUCCCCCCUACCCCUGCACAAAUUUGCAAAAGGAAAAAGAUAAUCUGUAUUACUAAAAGAACAUUGGAUAGGUUGUACUUAAAAUAUCUAAGGAGCAUUGCUGAAAAAACCGAUCUAGGGAGGUUGGCUACUCCUUCGAUUCUGAGGCUUGUUGAUGAAGCCAUGAGUAUAAGCAGGCCAGGCUCCCAUCUGGGUGGUAGAACCAGUACUGAUAUAUGGGAGACACUGGAACACGUGUUAGAGAAAGGGUCUUCUGCAUUUGCAGAGCCAAGAAAAUUUAGCUGCUAUAUAGUGAUGGAUCCAACUAGUCCUGCCUCUGUUCAGUCUGCAUUACGGUACUGGGGUUGUACCAUUCAAGCUGGUGCACAAAUAUGUGGUGCACUUGCUUUCACUUCUUCACACUUUAAUGCAGAAGCCAGUGCUAGUUUGAAGGAGAAAUUUUCGCCCUUAUCUUUGGCCUUCAUACCACAAUUCUCAAUUGGUUCCUCAGUAGAUUGGAACACAGUUCUGGGUGAUGCAUCAAGUAAAGGCCCAAGGGACCUUCUUUUUUCGUCAAAAAGCCUCACCAGCAGUCUGAUACCACCUGUAAAAUUCGAUCCUGGAAACAAAUCAGUUACACUUCUCAUGCCAGGCUUCGGGAAGUCAGAAAUCAAGCUUUACCAGUAUAGGGGAGGAUCUGAGCUGUUGGUGGAAGCUGGGGAUCAGAGACGUGUGAUUUCAUUGCCUAAAGAAAUUCAAGGGAAGGUUGGUGGUGCCAAGUUCAUGGACAGAAGUCUUGUGAUCACAAUGCGCUGAUGUAAUCAAUCACAAAAGUUCAUUUGGCUUCCAUUUCAGAUGUCAUUUUGAUGUUAUUCAAAUCAUAGUAAUUGUCAAUUUACUAAUGAUCUGUUCAAGGAUCAUGAAGGCAAAUUAUACAAAAUGAUUAUAAUUAUAAUCUGCCAAAAGGCACAAGAUAUAAAAUUUUCUGAUUUAUCUCA
Molecule: messenger RNA, 1989 nt
Organism: Cucumis melo (muskmelon)
Lineage: Eukaryota; Viridiplantae; Streptophyta; Magnoliopsida; Cucurbitales; Cucurbitaceae
Exons: 6
Coding region: 347-1807 (486 amino acids)
Source: RefSeq, a predicted model, not a curated record